AUGGUGGACAUUGGAGAGUACUUCAAAAAAGGCAGGCUGUCUGGUAAGCCGUCGAAGCCUUCUGGUCCCAAAAAGGGUGUUGAGCGUGAGGUGAUCCAGCUGGACGAUGAAGAUGAUUUGCCUCCGAAGAACAGGCGUAGGUCGUCAAUUGGACACGAAGAUACCAAGGAAACCGAGGUGAAAGCUCCUUCUGCCAAGAGAUCGAAAAAAUCGACUGCUUCAACGGCAGGGAGUGCCGCAGCACACGAUAUACUUCAGACUAUCCCUUCCGUGGAUCUUUCGAGUGUCCAUGUUAAGGAGAAUGUGAAGUUCGAUUUCAGUAGCAGAAAUGCUCCGGCUGGAGGAUCAGAUAUACAAGAUGGCGCUCCCAUGGACUUCCCCGAGGGAAGAGAUAACUGUUUAUUGGGUUUGACGAUGGUUUUCACGGGAGUGCUGCCCAAUAUAGAGAGAGGACAGGCUGAGGCGCUAGCUAAGCGGUAUGGAGCUCGUGUGACGAAAUCUAUCUCCAGCAAGACGUCCGUGGUGGUACUUGGCGAUGAAGCAGGCCCAAAAAAGCUUGAAAAUAUCAGAAAGCUGGGUAUCAAGGCCAUUGACGAAGAAGGAUUCAAGCAGUUAGUAGCCAGUAUGCCGGCCGGGGGCGGCGAAGGCGCGGCAGCUGAGAAGGCACGUCAGAAGAUGCAGGAGCAAGAGGAACAGGCUGUUCGUGAAGCUGAGGAGAUGAUUAAGAGGGAGAAGGAAAGGGCAAAGAAAAUCUCUGCUGAUCGUCAAGCUGGCGUACAGGCUAGGGAUGCGGAUACGGUCGACGAAGAACACAAACUUUGGACUGUAAAGUACGCCCCCGCUAACCUACAGCAAAUGUGUGGCAAUAAAGGCAGUGUGGCCAAGCUGAAAAACUGGUUAACGAAUUGGGAGGAGAAUAGGAAAAAUGGCUUCAAAAUCGCAGGACGAGAUGGCACAGGAACUUUCAGGGCCGCAAUGCUCUACGGACCUCCUGGCAUCGGCAAAACAACCGCGGCACAUCUAGUAGCCAAAGAGGUUGGUUACGAUAUAUUGGAACAGAAUGCUUCGGAUGUUCGGUCUAAAAGUCUGCUGAACGCGGGAGUCAAGAACUCUUUGGAUAACAUGUCAGUGUUUGGCUACUUUCAAAAUAAAUCGAAGAUUGAUGAUUCACAUGGAAAACGAUUUGUCAUCAUUAUGGAUGAAGUUGAUGGUAUGAGCGGUGGUGACAGAGGUGGAGUAGGGCAGCUAGCGAAUUUUUGCCGCAAGACCUCCACGCCCAUGAUAUUGAUUUGCAAUGAGCGCAACUUGCCCAAGAUGAGGCCUUUUGACAGGGUUUGCCUCGAUAUACAGUUCCGGAGACCAGACGCAAAUAGUAUAAAAGCAAGGCUAAUGACUAUUGCUGUAAGAGAAAAAUUUAAGCUCGAUCCAAAUGUCAUCGACAGGCUGGUUCAGGCAACAAGGGGCGAUAUUAGGCAGAUCAUCAAUCUUUUAUCCACUGUGUCCAAAACCUCCAAGGAAAUUGGCCAUAAUAACAUAUCAGAUAUCUCAGCUGCUUGGGAAAAAAAUAUUGCUUUGAAACCAUUCGACAUAGCGCAUAAGAUGCUCGAUGGCCGACUAUACACGGAAGCGGGCUCGAAAAAUUUCAAUCUGAAUGAUAAGAUUGCCCUUUAUUUUGAUGAUUUCGAUUUUGCGCCUCUUAUGAUCCAGGAAAACUACCUAAAUACUAGGCCCUCCAACUUGAAACCUAACACAUCUCAUCUGAUGGCGGUUGCUAAGGCAGCUGAUAGUAUCUCGCAGUCAAAUCUCGUGGAAAAGCGGAUCAGAAGCAGUGAGCAAUUGUGGAGUUUAUUGCCAUUGCAUGCUGUAUUAUCGUCAGUCUAUCCUGCAUCUUUGGUUGCAGGUCAAAUGACGGGGAGGAUCAAUUUCACAGCGUGGUUGGGACAGAAUUCGAAGGCUGGUAAAUAUUCAAGAUUAUUACAAGAGUUACAAUAUCAUACCAAGUUGAGCACAUCAGCACACGGAUCAAAUCUAAGACUGGAUUACAUGCCAACAUUAAAACGCCGACUGUUGAAUCCUAUUGUGAAAGAGGGAUCUGAGGGUAUUUCAUCGGUAAUCACUGUUAUGGACAAAUAUUAUUUAACAAAAGAGGACUGGGAUAACAUCAUGGAUUUCCUCAUUGGGCCAGACGCUACAGCUGCUGUUUUAAAGAAGAUCCCAACUGCAGUAAAAACCGCGUUUACGAGGAAGUAUAAUAGCACUACUCAUCCCGUCGCUAUAUACCGAACUGGCAGCACAACUGCUGCAACUGCAGCGGUUUCCACAGGCACGCCCGACUUCGAAGAUGUAGUUGAUGCCGAUGACACCAACGCCCCAGCCGAGGAGGAUGAGACCCAGGAUGAUAAUGACUUUAAAAAAGACAAACUGAUUAAACAAAAAGCUAAACCCACGAGGAAAAGGACUAGGACACCUUCGACCAAAGAAGCCGCUACGAAGAAGAGGAAAACGAAGGCCUAA
Torulaspora globosa is the source of this 2514-nucleotide messenger RNA. RefSeq names its product replication factor C subunit 1 (gene RFC1). Gene Ontology annotation, biological process: DNA repair; DNA replication. The transcript has a single exon. Lineage: Eukaryota; Fungi; Ascomycota; Saccharomycetes; Saccharomycetales; Saccharomycetaceae. Gene Ontology annotation, molecular function: DNA clamp loader activity; DNA binding; ATP hydrolysis activity. Gene Ontology annotation, cellular component: nucleus; DNA replication factor C complex. Bases 1 to 2514 code for a protein of 837 amino acids. The record is from RefSeq and is a predicted model, not a curated record.